AUGGCUUCCACUGAGGAUCCCGUCGCUCCUGUCGCUCCCGCUGAGCUUGAGGCCGACAUCGCGCCCCCCGCGACUCCCGUCGAGUCCACCAUCCUCUCCGGGAGCGAGGGACCCCUGACCAGCCCCGAGGCCUCCAGGGACAAGGAAAAUGUCAAGGCAUCGCCGCUCAAGAAGAGCCCAACAAGCACUACCACCACUAGACGUCCGCUCUCGGGGACGACCGGCGCUACGAAACGGCCCAGCUCGGUCUCGGGACCUCCCAAGACUACAACUUCGACCUCGCGCACCGCCACGACCAAUGGGACCACCCUGAACAAGCCACCCACCCGGCCGACCAGUACAACCACUGUGCGCAAGCCCCUUGGCACUUCCACCACCACAAGCUUGCACCGGUCUCGCGCAUCCGUCAGUUCCGCAGACGAGAAGUCCCGGUCGGUGGCUAGUUCCGGCGACGAGAAGCGAGGAAUCUCCAGUGCAGCCAAGCGCAUGUCGCUGGCAGGGACCCCCGCCACUAGGGCCCCGGUCAAGUCCACCACUUCCACCUUGGAUCGACGCUCCAGCAUUGCGGGCUCUACUACGGCCGAGAAGAGAACUUCCACCUCUCGUCCCAGUACAGCGUCCACCGUGAAGCCACUCGCGAGGCCGCCUACCGCUACGUCGGCCUCUCGCCCGACCACCUCCUCAUCCGCCACGGCACGCCCGACCACCCGUCCCUCUUCCUUGGUCUCUAAGCCCGCCACGUCCACUGUGACCAAGCGCCUGAGCACUGCUCCCAAGAGUGCCGGAGAGGAUGCGGAGAAGAUCCAGUCCCUGCAGAACCAGCUGUCAGAGAGUGAAGCCACGGUCUCUAAACUCAAGGCGGAUCUGGACACGGUCAACAUCAAAUUAACCGAAUUGUCGUUGGCUCCGAAUGACACUGCUACCCAGGAUAUCGACGAGGCCACCAGAGCGCUGCGAGAGCAACAUACGGCGGAGAUCGAGAAGUUGACGACCACGCAUGAGGAGCAGCUGCAGGCCCUGCGGGUCCAGCUUGAAGAAGCGGAGGUCAAGCACAAGGAGCUCGAGGAGAAGUCUCUGAAGGAUCUAGAGGAGGCGGCUCAGAAAGCUGCCGCCGCUGGAGACGAUGAUACCGCUGGUGCCUUGGAAGAACUGAAGCAGACCCAUCAGGCUCAAUUGGAAGCGCUCGAGAAGGAGCUGGAAUUGCAAAAGGCUGCGGCUGCUGGAUACGCCGAGCAACUCGAUACCUUGAAGGCCGAGUUGGAGUUGCAGAAGAGCCACUACACGGAGGUCACCCAAGCCCUGGAAGCUAAGGCCACCAAGCUUGACGAUCUUCAGCGAGAAUUGAACGGCCGGGACCAAGUGGUGGAAACCUUGCACAUGGAAAUGGAUCGCCUGAACCAUGCUAAGCAACAAGAGGCUCGGGCGGCCGAGGAGGCUGCCAAGCAAACCAUUGCUGCCCUGGAGGACAAGGUUGCCUCUCUCGAAACCAAGCUGGUCGAGGCUGGAUCGGUCACCGACCAAAGUGGUGAGGAGACGGCUGCCCGUCUGGCUGAGAAGGAUCAAGAAAUCGCCGAUCUGAAGGAAGCCCUCACGAAAGCUCAGGAUGAACUUGAACAAGCCCGCGAGUCUGUGGAGAUCGCGCUAGCCGAGAAGAUCAAGGAGCUCGAAGCUGUCCACGAGGCCGCGAUUGCCAAACUUCACUCCGAGCAUCAGGAGAUUUUGGAAAAGACGCAGGAUGAGCUGCAGCAGGCACGCGACGCUACCGAGACAGGCUUGGGAGAGAAGGCCAAAGAGCUCGAAGCUCAACACCAGGUCGUCAUCAGCCAGCUCCAGCUCGAGCAUGAAGAAACCCUCAAAGAGGAAGCCGAGGCCGGCUUGAGCGAAAAGUCCAAGGAGCUUGAGGCUGCCCACGAGGCUACGAUCGCCAAGCUCCAAUCCGAACAUGAAGAAACUCUUUUGAAGGUGCAGGCUGAGCUUGAUCAAGCACGCAAUGGCACUGAGUCCGGCCUGGGAGAAAAGGUCAAGGAGCUCGAGGUCGCGCACGAGACUGCGGUUGCCAAGCUUCAGUCUGAGCAUCAAGAGACCCUUGAAAAGGCUGCAGUUGCUAAAAUUCAAUCUGAACAUGAGGAGACAGUCUCCUCUCAUUCUGCUACCAUCGCCGAACUGAAGGCGAAGCACGAGGAAGCGCUCGCUUCUGCUGCUGCUGCCCAUGCACAAGAGCUUGCUGCUGCCAAGGAGGCGGUCGAGUCUGCAGGCACCACCCACUCUCAAGAACUUCAGGAGCUCCGGGACAAACUCCAGGCUUCCGAAGCCGCCCACGAAGCCGCAACUGCAGCGGCGCAGGAGGACCGCGAGGAAUUACUUGCCGAGCUCGAUGCUGCGCAUCAGGCUGAGUUGAAUGCCCUCCGACACCGGUUGGAGGCCACCGAGCAGAAUCUCACUGAGGUCCGACAGGCUCUGGACGAUGGUGCUAACUCGGCUCAGGACCUAGCCAUCCAGGAGAUUGAGUCUCUCAAGGAGAAGGUCGGGGCCCUCGAAUCGCAACUGUCCACCGGCCAGGGCGAGAUCAAGUCCCUCCAGGAUGCGAUUCAAACCAAACAGGGACAGGCCGAAGCCCUUCAGCAGAGCCUGGACGCUUUCGAAGACAAGACCAAGGCUAAGGAUGCCCAGCAGCAGAGCCAGCUGAAGUCUUUGGAGGAAGCUGCUAUCGCUGCCGGCAAGGAGCUGGAAGACAAGGCCAAAGAGGCCGCUGCUAUUGCCGAGCAACACGCACAAACCCUCGAAUCUAUCCGGGCCGAACAUGCUGUUGAACUUGACAAGGCUCGGACGGACGUUUCUGGGAAUCAGGAGCAGGCACUUGGUGAGCUUCAGGCCAAAUAUGAGGAAUCUGUGGCUCUUCUGCGUGACCUGGAAUUCAGACACGCCCAGCAGAUGGAAGCUCUCCAGGCCGAGCUCAACACGGCCCUUCAGCGCCAUGCCAACGAGAUCACCUCCCAGGCUGAGGUUCGCGCCCAAGAAAUCGCGGAGCUCCAGAAGCAGCACGAGGAAACCCACAAACAACUCCAGGCUGAGCUGCAGGCCAGCCAGACCUCCAAGGCUGCCGAGUCGGAUGCAGAGCAUAGCAAGGCGAUUGAGCAGCUCCUGACCAUUCAGGAGGAAAAGCUUUCCAACCUCCGUGCUGACCUCGAGUCCACAAACCGGGCUAAGAUUGAAGAGCUACAGAAUGCGCACGACUCGACCCUGGCGGAAGUUCACGCUCAGCUCGUGGAGGCUCAAGCUGCGGCUCAGGAUGCUUCCCUUCUGGAGAGCCUGAAGCUGACCAUUGCCGACCUCCAGAACCAGCUGACGGAAGCCGAGCGGUCUGCUGCGGUGAGUGGUGAGCUCGCUGGCAAGCACAGCGCCGACCUUUCCAAGGUCGAGGCCGAGAAACACGAGUUGGAAGAGAAGCAUCAAGCCGUGUCGGCGCGCGUCGAAGAGCUUGAGAAGACCUUGGUGGCUUCGCAGAGCGCAAGAACGGAGUUGGAGGCGGUCCUGCAACAGCUUGCCGCAUCCAACUACGAACUGUCGCAACUCAAGAGCCAGCACGAGACUCUGACGGGCGAGCUCGAGCAGUUCCGCUCGCAGAACCGGAGCAUGGAAGAGCGCGUUCUUCAGGGUGAACGAGACCUGAACAGCCAGAUCGACAAGAACAUGUCGCUCCUCAACCAGCUGGGAGAGGUCGACUCAAUGAUCUCGGCCAGCCGCAAGCGCACGCGAGAACUGGAGGCGGAAGUGGCGGCGCUGAAGGCCGAGCGGGACAGUGCCAAGGGCUCGUCGGUUGGCCUGGAUGGCAGCCGGUGGGCUGGAGAGACCCUUGCCAGAGAAGACGGUGGUUCCACCGCAGUCGAAGGUGAGGACCUUGGUUCAUCUAUUCAGGGAACGAUGGCCAGCAUCCAAGAGCAGCUUAAGCACAUCCGUACCACUAAUGACGAUUGGUAUGACGAGCACCGACGAAUCCUUGGCGAAUUGGCCGAGUUGUCUCGUCGAGCGACGCCUAACCCUCCGAGUCAGUCGACGACACCGCAACCCGAGAAGGCGAACGGCUCGAGCAGCAGUUCGGACGAGCAAGGGGUUGAGGAAGGAUCCUCGUGA
Messenger RNA from Aspergillus uvarum CBS 121591, 4131 nucleotides. RefSeq names its product M protein repeat protein. Gene Ontology annotation, biological process: Golgi vesicle transport. Gene Ontology annotation, molecular function: small GTPase binding. Lineage: Eukaryota; Fungi; Ascomycota; Eurotiomycetes; Eurotiales; Aspergillaceae. The coding region runs from base 1 to 4131 and encodes 1376 amino acids. The transcript has 5 exons. The record is from RefSeq and is a predicted model, not a curated record. Gene Ontology annotation, cellular component: Golgi apparatus.